Molecule: messenger RNA, 2955 nt
Organism: Malassezia restricta
Lineage: Eukaryota; Fungi; Basidiomycota; Malasseziomycetes; Malasseziales; Malasseziaceae
Product: DEAD/DEAH box helicase
Exons: 1
Coding region: 1-2955 (984 amino acids)
Molecular function (GO): ATP binding; nucleic acid binding
Source: RefSeq, a predicted model, not a curated record
AUGACAAAGCGGCCUCUCGAGACGUCUGACUUGGCCAAGAUUAAGGCCUUGUGCCCCCAAUUAGUUCACUUUGGCUACGUGCAAAGCUUAAGGUUGCAAGAGGCGCAAUCUUCUAAACGACGUCGUCGCGAAGAUGCAUACCAGCCGCAGCGUCCUAUGGAUGACUACAUUCUCACAUUCGAAUUUCUUGAUCGUGAUAAUUCUUCCGAUAAAGCGACAUCAAGGCGCUAUGUGGCAUCAUCAAAGCCUCGACAGGAAGCUGCCCAGGAACUUAUUUCACGACGCACGAACACCUUUGCUAGAGCCAUGCAGGGUUGGGUAGAUCAACACUGUCAAAACGACCCUGUGGAAUGUUUGCACAGUAAAAGUCAAUCUUUUAUGCCUACACCCCCAAAAAAGAACAUACCACCUACUUGCACGCGAUCUAGCAUAAAAAGCAUUCUUGAAACAAUAUCACACGUUUCCUGGUGGCGGGAUCAAAUUGUUCCAGGUGGUAGGAGAACAUUCCCUGCCAAGUUAGCCCAGUUUGCACAAACAGAACCACCCCUUGAUCAAGAAAUGAUGGAUGCUCUCCAAGAUACUCACGGGAUCCAGCAGCUAUAUUCGCACCAGGCAGCUGCAUUGACGCAUAUCCAGCGUGGUAAGCAUGUUGUCGUAAGUACAAGCACAUCAUCGGGCAAAUCACUCGUGUAUCAAGUGCCCAUUGCCCAUGCGCUAGCUCAAGAUCCAAAUGCUACAGCUCUCUGCAUUUUUCCCACGAAGGCACUCACGCAGGACCAGCUGAGCUCUCUCUCCCGUCUCUUGCGCCACCAUAAUGGCAUUAAGGAUGCAGAAGCAUAUACAUAUGAUGGAGAUACUCCGGCUGAUGAGCGCGGUAGCAUUCGAACUCGUGCGCGUGUCCUUUUUACGAAUCCAGACAUGCUACAUCAAGCCAUUUUACCCCAUGAAGAAAAAUGGCGUCGAUUCUUGAAAGGAUUGCGUGUAGUGGUGUUAGAUGAGCUGCAUGUGUACACGGGCAUUUUUGGAACACACACAUCGCUUAUAUUGCGCCGUCUACGUCGUUUGUGUGCAGCAUUGGGGAAUGAAUUAUUACAAUUCGUUAGUUGCAGUGCCACCAUCUCUGAGCCCAAAGAACAUCUGAAACAGCUUUUAGGCAUGGAUGUGGGUGAGAUCGAAGAAGUUGGAAACGACGGCGCCCCAUGUGGACCAAAAGAAUGGGUUUUGUGGAAUCCGCCCCUCAUUGAUCCGCACGAUCCAAGUCAUGGUCGCAUGUCCGCAUACAACGAAGUAUCACAGCUAUUCCGGCACCUCCUAUCGAAUGGAGUGCGUACUAUCGUUUUCGCCAAAGUCCGUCGUACUUGCGAAAUUAUUACUCGGAAAGUGCGUGACGAUUUCUUGCAUGACGGUCGCCCUGACUUAGCGCAUCGUGUCCAUGCAUAUCGCUCGGGGUAUGCACCAUCGGACCGGCGCCAGCUGGAAUACGAUAUGGCACAUGGUCAUGUCAUGGGUUUAAUUGCCACUAGCGCCUUGGAGCUCGGCGUAGAUAUCGGUGUUCUUGAUGCUGUUAUUUUAUUUGGUGUACCCUAUUCAUCGGCAAGUAUGCGGCAACAAGCAGGACGAGCUGGACGUCGGCAAAAAGAGUCACUCGUUAUUUUGUUGGGAGAACCAUUUCCUGUGGACCAAUACUACAUGCGAAAUCCUGAGCUGGUGUUUCAACCUCCCAUGACAAAGCUCUGGAUCGAACCCAGUAACGAAUUGAUUUUGGAAGCGCAUAUACGAUGUGCUGCCUUCGAAAUGCCUUUCUCUCCUUCUGAUUCUCGCUUCUUUGGUGAGGCUGGCUGGACUAUUGCACAACGGGUGUGUUUUAGUGAUAAAGCUGGAUAUUAUCAAGUCCAGGAUACCGAAUCGCCUGCCUUGAGCAUACCUAUUCGAGGAGCUCGCCAAGACACGUACCAAUACAUUGAUGUCAUGAUUGGGCAACUUUUGGAAGAAGUUGAGAUUGAACGUGUAUACUUUGAAGCUUACGAAGGAGCUGUGUUCAUACAUCAGGGCAUCACUUACAUAUGUCAGAGCGUUCAUCAUGACAUGCGUGUUGUGUAUCUCGCACGUACCCAGGUGCAAUACUAUACUCGUCCACGCGAUCUCACAGAUAUCGAUCCAUGCGAAGUAUGGCGUAUGCGCACAUUGAAGCAUAACGACAUGUACGCAUAUUAUGGUCGUGUGGACGUGAUAUUUCGUGUGUGGGGCUACUUCAAAGUCGACUGGCGAGCGAAUAUUUUAGAUACUGUCGAUAUUGACGCAGAGCCAUUUGUACGUCCGACACAUGGCGUAUGGAUCGAUGUACCCUGGCAUAUUGUUGAAAAGCUCACAGAACAUGAUAUUCUCGCGCCCGCUGCGAUACAUGCCGCAGAGCACGCGAUACUGAACUUGACCUCGCUUUUUGUGGCAAGUUCCGCUGACGACGUUCGUACCGAGUGUAAGAUAUCCCUUCGAGAAUUGAGUGGACACAAAACGCAACGUCUUCGCCCUUCUCGGCUAAUUUUUUAUGAUAAGCCUGGUCAAAAUGCCGGAGUUUGUGCACAGGUCUUCGAACAUCUAUCUUCUUUACUGCAAAUGGCUUUACAUGAAAUGGAAUCGUGUGAAUGUACAGACGGAUGUCCUGAAUGCAUUGAGGCGCCCACUUGCCGACAUGGAAAUUUGGUAUCUUCGAAACGAGGGGCUUUGGCCGUCUUGCGCAGUUUGUUGCACCGACCUCUAUUCGACAACGAAGACACUUUACCAACUCGGCAGAGUGAUCUAGAGGCCCUGUCACAUACGCUGUGUGAACCAGAACCUGUCCCACGGCGUAAAGGAACUCAAAUCGAACAUAUCAUUGAAGAGCCUCGCGGUGAGCAUGAUAAAAGGCCAAACUGCAUGGAUCAUGUUGGAAGCUCGUUGUUUUUUGAGGAUGUAUAG